UUUUUGGAACAAACUGAUCAGCAAGAGCAACUGGCUAGGAAGUGGGGGUUCAAAACGUCUGACAUAAGAGAACUGAUUUUAUUUUCUUUCCACAUGCCAGGAAUGGUUGAUACACACAUUCAUGCUCCCCAGUAUUCAUUUGUUGGUACAAGAGUAGAUCUACCUCUUUUGCAGUGGUUGACUACCUACACAUUCCCAACAGAAGCCAAAUUCAAAGACAGUGACUUUGCAGAAGAAGUGUACACCAGAGUUGUUAGACGAACUCUAAAGAAUGGUACGACUACUGCUUCCUACUUUGCGACAAUUUACACAGAUACUUCUCUUCUUCUUGCUGAAAUUACCGAUAAAUUUGGUCAGCGAGCAUUUGUUGGAAAAGUCUGCAUGGAUAUGAAUGACAGUGUGCCACAAUACAAAGAGACUACUGAAGACUCUGUCCAAGAGACAGAAAGGUUUGUUAAAGAACUACUGGAAAAGAAAUAUCCGAGAGUACAGCCUGUAAUAACUCCCCGCUUUGGCCCUUCCUGCACAGAGGAUUUGCUUUGUGCGCUUGGUGAUAUAGCACAGGCUCGUGAUCUCCAUGUGCAGAGUCACAUAAGUGAAAAUGAAGAAGAACUCAAACUUGUGGAGAACAUGUUUCCUGCCUACCAGAAUUAUACUGAAUUAUAUGAUAAAAACAAGCUGCUUACCAGCAAGACAGUGAUGGCUCAUGCCUGUUAUCUUUCUGAAGAAGAGCUGAAACUUUUUAGUCUUCGUGGAGCUGCAAUUUCGCAUUGCCCCAAUUCUAAUUUUUCGUUGCGCAGCGGUGUCUUAAAUGUGCAAAAGGUCCUGAAACACAAUGUGAAACUUGGCCUUGGCACAGAUGUUGCUGGUGGAUAUUCAGCUUCUAUGCUUGAUGCCAUCAGGAAAACAAUGAUAGCAUCUAAUAGCCAUCAGAUCAAUAAAGAGAAUGAAACAGGACUAACUCUUGAAGAAGCUUUUCAACUAGCCACUCUGGGAGGAAGCCAAGCUUUAGGACUAGAUGACGUGAUUGGCAACUUUGAGGUUGGCAAAGAAUUUGAUGCACUGCUAAUCAACACGAAGGCUUCAGACAGCCCAUUUGAUUUGUUCUCUGCUGAUAAUUUUGAGGACACUCUCCAGAAGUUCCUGUAUCUAGGUGAUGAUCGGAAUAUUUCUGAAGUGUACGUGGCUGGAAAACAAGUUGUUCCUUUUUCAAGUUCAGUAUAAAUCCAUUUCCCUUUUGCAAAAUGCUCUGCUGGUCGCUCU
This is a messenger RNA of Nestor notabilis (Kea), 1263 nucleotides long. It is a transcript of the gene GDA, whose product is annotated as guanine deaminase. Gene Ontology annotation, molecular function: zinc ion binding; guanine deaminase activity. The coding region runs from base 94 to 1224 and encodes 376 amino acids. Gene Ontology annotation, biological process: guanine catabolic process. The transcript has 13 exons. NCBI's taxonomy places the organism in Eukaryota, Metazoa, Chordata, Aves, Psittaciformes, Psittacidae. Gene Ontology annotation, cellular component: cytosol. The record is from RefSeq and is a predicted model, not a curated record.